GCUCGGCGAGGGGACGUGCGCGCGGACCCAGCUCCCGAGGACGCGGCGGAGGGGCGCGGGGCGCGGCGGGGCGCGGGGCGCGGCGGGCGCGUGCUGCUGGCUGAAGAAGCGCUGCUCCACGUCGCGGCCAUGCCCUGGCUGUGGCGAGAGAUCCUCCUGGAGAGCCUGCUGGGGUAUGUUUCUUGGUCUCUCUGCCAUGGCCUGGGACCGAUGAUCUAUUACUUUCCCCUGCAAACUCUGGAACUCACUGGGCUUGAAGGCUUUGGCAUAGCGUUUCUUUCUCCAAUAUUCCUAAUAUUUACUCCUUUCUGGAAAUUGGCUAGCAAGAAGUGGAUGCUCAUCCUGUUGCGGAUAACUACUGUGGGCGGCAUAGCCUCCUUCCUGGCUCCAAAUGCCAGGGUUCGGCUGGUGGUCCUUGCGCUUGGUGUGUCUUCCUCCCUGAUCCUGCAAGCCGUGAAAUGGUGGACAGGAAGUGGCUUGCAAAGGUACCUCAGAAUCUGGGGAUUCAUUUUAGGACAGAUUCUUCUUCUUGUUCUCCGCAUCUGGUACACUUCACUAAACCCAGUCUGGAGUUAUCAGAUGUCCAACAGAGUGAUACUCACAUUAAGUACCAUAGCCACACUUGAUCGCAUUUACACAGAUGGUGACUGCAAUAAACCAGAGGGAAAAAAGCCCGGAGAGGCAGCCAAGGGCAUGGCCUCCAGACCUGCCUGGUGGUUGGCAGGGGCUGCCUUUGGCAGUCUUGUGUUCCUCACCCACUGGAUUUUUGGAGAGGUCUCGCUUGUUUCCAGAUGGGCAGUGAGUGGGCACCCCCAUCCAGGGCCAGAUCCUAACCCAUUUGGAGGUGCAGUCCUGCUGGGCUUGGCGAGCGGAUUGAUGCUCUCGGCGUGUUCGUGGUUUCCCAGUUCCAGUAUAAUCUGGUGGGUUACAGGAGCAGCUUCGGCUGCAGGCCUCCUGUACCUGCCCACGUGGGCAGCCGCUGUUUCUGGCUGUGUGCUCGCCCUCUUCACGGCGUCCAUGUGGCCUCAAGUGCUUGGACACCUUCUUAGCUCAGGGUCGGGCCCUGGGAAAGCCAUGACCAUUGCCAUGAUAUUUUAUCUUCUAGAGAUAUUUUUCUGUGCAUGGUGCACGGCUUUUAAAUUUGUCCCAGGAGGUGUCUACGCUAGAGAGAGAUCUGAUGUGCUUUUGGGGACAGUGAUGCUAAUUAUUGGCCUGAAUAUGCUAUUUGGUCCUAAGAAAAGCCUUGACUUUCUUCAAACAAAAAAUAGUCCUAAAGCACUUUUCAGAAAGAGUGAAAAAUACAUGAAACUUUUUUUGUGGCUGCUUGUUGGUGUGGGGCUAUUGGGAUUAGGAGUACGGCAUAAAACCUAUGAGAGGAAAUUGGGCAAAGGGGCACCAGCCACAGAGGUGUCUGCUGCCAUCUGGCCUUUUAGGUUUGGCUACGACAACGAAGGAUGGUCCAGUCUAGAAAGAUCGGCUCAAGUACUCAAUCAAAUAGGUGCAGAUUUCAUAACAAUUCUGGAGAGUGAUGCCUCUAAGCCCUAUAUUGGGAACAAUGACUUAACUAUGUGGUUAGGGGAGAAGUUGGGUUUCUAUACCGACUUUGGCCCAAGCACGAGGGAUCACACUUGGGGGAUUAUGGUUCUGUCACGAUACCCAAUUGUGAAAUCAGAGCAUCACCUCCUUCCGUCACCAGAGGGCGAGAUUGCACCAGCUAUCACACUGACCGUUAACAUCUCGGACAAACUGGUGGAUUUUGUGGUGACACACUUUGGGAAUCAUGAAGAUGACCUUGACAGGGAACUUCAGGCAAUUGCUGUUUCAAAACUACUGAAAAGGAGCUCUGAUCAAGUGAUAUUCCUGGGAUAUAUCACUUCAGCACCUGGUUCCAGAGAUUAUAUACAGCUCACCGAACACGGCAAUGUGAAGGAUAUUGACAGCACAGAUCAAGACAGAUGGUGUGAAUAUAUUAUGUACCGAGGGCUGAUCAGACUGGGUUAUGCAAGAAUCUCCCAUGCUGAACUGAGUGACUCUGAAAUUCAGGUGGCCAAAUUUAGGAUCCCUGGUGACCCCAUUAAUUAUAGAGACAACCAGAAAGUGGUCACAGACCAGAGGGAAGUUCCAAAGGAAAUUCAUUUCAAUCCUAGAUUUGGAUCCUACAAAGAAGGACACCAUUAUGAGAAUAAUCAUCAUUUUCAUAUGAGUACACCCAAAUACUUUUUAUAAACGAUUUAAAACAGGAUUCAUUGACUGAGCAAGUCUAAGGGAAACAAAAGUAGAAGAAGAAGAAGAAGAGAUGAACAAAAGUGGGGAACUACCCACAAAGAACCUCAAUUUUGAAAAAAAUAUGGUACUUAUGCAGUGGGAAAUUCUAUCAAUUUAUAAAAUAUAUUGCUAAGUAAAAGCAUUUCUCCAAAUUGUUUUUCUUAAGUUUCUGAUAAAAUAUAGAAUAUGGGGUAAUAUAAGAAAGUUUUACUGCUAAUUUAUUCUGUUGUUUUGGAUGGAAUGUUCUCUAUAUAUCUGUUAUGUCCAUCUGAUCUAGGGUAUCAUUCAAAGACACUCUUUCCUUAUUGAUUUUCUGCCUGGAUGAUCUCUCCAUUGAUGUAAGUGAGGUGUCAAAGUCCCCUACUAUU
Molecule: messenger RNA, 2633 nt
Organism: Neomonachus schauinslandi (Hawaiian monk seal)
Lineage: Eukaryota; Metazoa; Chordata; Mammalia; Carnivora; Phocidae
Gene: CWH43
Product: cell wall biogenesis 43 C-terminal homolog
Exons: 16
Coding region: 130-2226 (698 amino acids)
Biological process (GO): GPI anchor biosynthetic process
Cellular component (GO): endoplasmic reticulum
Source: RefSeq, a predicted model, not a curated record